Messenger RNA from Cylicocyclus nassatus, 391 nucleotides. Lineage: Eukaryota; Metazoa; Nematoda; Chromadorea; Rhabditida; Strongylidae. The record is from the annotation of a GenBank genome assembly.
AGUACAAUAGCCACAUUCUGGUCAUGUUUGAUUCAAACAUUGUAAUCCUGCUCGAGUGUCUGGCCGUUUUUGUGCCACUCUACUAUUCUCUUGUAGCAGCUAGAUGGCUCAAUACUUCUUCUAAGGCAAUCCGUGUGUUGUCCGCAUCAUCAUCAUCGAAAAAGCUCAAUCAUGUGAGCAUCAAAAAGAUUGCAAUUGAUCAUGCUGGCUCAAUCUCUUCACUGGACUCUGCUCAAAUUGAGAGAAACAUCGAGCGCCUAAAGCACGAAAUCGGUGAUUCAACGCUGCAAAAUCCAAGUCGCAACACAUCGGCGACCGUCAUGUAGAAAAGGAAAGAUCUUUAAAAUACAAUGUGCAAAUGGGCGAAAUAAAGGAUUUCGAAAAGCGUGAC